CAAAGUGUUCAAUUGAUGCUCUACAGCAGAAAACUUUCAACGGCCUCUAAUCAAGAAAUCGACAAUGAGCUGCUUCAGGAUAGACCACCAAGCAGGGGCUCACCUGUUUCUGAGAGAUCUGCAAAAUCUGCAGAGAGACCACAUAGUGCACUAUCAGCCAAAUCAAAAGUUUCGGAUGCUGAGUUAGUCACAGCUGCUAGACCCUCUGAUGAUGGAGACUAUGAAGAUGAAGCUGAACCGAGAGCUCAGAGUGCACUGUCAACUACAUCUGCAAAAUCCUCCAAGUCAACAAAACAUGAUAGUCUGUAUGACAAUAAAUCUAAUCACGGGGAAAUGGUGGGAAGAGCUUCAAGUAAUAUGUCUGCCAGAUCAGAAAAAUCAACAAAAUCCAAUGCUUCAACAGUUUCUAAAAGGUCAAAGGCUGCUUCAGGUUGUUUGGAAGGUGUCUACCCUGAAGAGAGAGUUGUUGAAGGAGAGAGUGAAUCGAGACUGAUGUCACCAUACUCAGCUGACUCAAUUUCUUCAACAAAAACAAACAAGUCAAUGCACCCAGCUACCGGUGAAGUGGAAGAUGACUCACUAGCCAGUGAAGGAGAGAAACACGAAGAGAACGAUGAGGAAAGAUCACCAAGCACCAUGUCAGCCAAAUCCACCCAGUCAUGCAUGUCGGAGAUAUCAACAAAGUCUGCAGAAAGAACACCAAGUUCCUUGUCAGCGAAAUCUGGAAAAUCGAGUACUACUAAGAUAUGUUCAGGAAAAUGUCCUGGUGAAAGCAACAUCCUUGAGGAAACAGAAACAAGAGCGGAGAGUGUGCUGUCAUGCAAAACUGAAAGGUCAGCAAGCUCUGCCAAAUCUACCACAUCAAAAGGACUGGAUUGUCGUGCAGAUGAAAGUGCGGUUGACGAUGACGGCCAUGUGAGGAGAGCCCCAAGCAAUCUGUCAUCCAAAUCUGAAAAAUCAACAAAAUCAAGUGGCUCUAAAGGAGGCAAAAGGUUAAACGUUUCCAAAAUGUGUUUGGAACAUGAAGCUGCCGAUCCUGAAGAAAAAGCUGCAGAAAAUGUCAGGGUAGAAAAAUCUUUCUCACCUCAGUCUGUUAAGUCAAAAGCAUCUGUAAAAUCAAAUAAAUUGAAAUGUUGCGUUGAUAUUGCAGUUGUAAAAAACUCAGAUAUUUCAGAUAAGGAAAAUGACACAGAGACAGAUAUAGAAAGAGCGGCAAGCAGCAUGUCAACUAGCUCAGUCCAGUCAAGUGUCUCGGAAAUGUCUUUCAUAUCUGAAGAGAGAGCAGCGAGUGGUUUGUCAGAAAAGUCUCAUGCCUCAAUGAUAUCAGACAUAACCAAUGUUUCUGAAGUACCGUCUGGAAGAGCUGCUCUUCUUGAUGAAGUAGACAGUGAAGAUGACAAGAGAACACCGAGUGUCAUGUCGGUCAAAUCUACAAAUUCCUCCAUUUCCAACAAAUCAUCCAAGUCCGCAAAACUGGAUAAUGAGAAACAAAGAGAGAGAUCACCCAGUAAUCUGUCAGUCAAAUCUGGGAGAUCGGCAAAAUCAAACAUAUCCAAAAGAUCAGACGUUUGUGACAUUCUCUCGGAAAAUAGCGCUGACAAAUGCGAUGUAAGAAUUGUUGAAGGGGAGAGUGAAGGAAGCACAAUUAGUGUGGUGUCUGCUCAGUCAGUUAAGUCACAACGCGAAAGGUUUGGCUAUGACAGUCUAGAAAAUGAAGAGCAUAAAAGACCACCCAGCAGCUCCUCAGCUAAAUCAGUCUUCUCACAUGUGUCUGAGAAGUCUUCCAAGUCUGCAGACAGGCCAGCAAGUGCUUCGUCUGCUAAAUCAACAAAGUCACGUGCUUCAGCAAAGUCAAUCCGCUCAGAGAUUUCUGAUGCAAAGUCGGGCAAAACUGUGGAAAUUUAUGACGAAGUGACUCAAAGUCAAGAAAGAACAAACAGUGCUCUAUCAUCUAAAACGGCACAGUCAGCUAUUUCUACAAAAUCUUCUAAAGUAAAAGACAGUGAACGUCCAGAAGAAGAGGGAGAACACGAAGACAGAAAUCCGAGCAGUAUGUCUGUCAGAUCAGUGACAUCCGCCAAAUCAAAUGUCUCUAAAGUAUCCCGGAAAUCAAAAGCCUCUGCUGUUACUUGUGAGCCCAGUGCUAAAAACGGCGAUGAAGAUAAAUGUCAGGAAGAGGACAAUGAAAGCAGAUCUGUGAGUUCAAUGUCAAUCCAUUCUGUCAAGUCAGAUAUUUCCGCAAGAUCAGGCAUGUCGAUAUGUUCAAGUGAUAUCCCAGUUCAACAAAUCAUCGCAAGACCAGAUUCACCUGCUUCAACUAUUUCUAUAAAGUCAAAUAGCUCUGGAGUUUUUUCUGAUUCUAACCCAACAGGGGAGAGGACAGAUAAGAAAACCUCUCAGGGCAGAUCAGAUAGUGCAAUGUCUGCCAAGUCAACUUUUUCUGCAAAGUCAAAUAAGUCAAAGAUUUCAGCUGAUCCAACUGAUGGAUCUGUCCGUGAUCAUGAUCAGGUAGCAAGACAAAAAAGCAAUUUGUCAAUCAAAUCCUCAACAUCAAAUGUUUCUGGAACAUCUACAAAAUCGAAAGCUUCUAACAUCCCAUCUGAACACAAACGGGAUAUCGCCGCUUCGGAUAUUGAAGGAGGAGGAAACUUGUCGUCGACUGAGACGAUCAAGUCUAAGGUCUCUGAUUGUUCAAAAAAGUCCAGAUGCUCUGAUGGUGCAUCUGCUGAGAGCAUUGAGACCCCCGAUGAGGACGACGGUGAAGAAACAAUGCAAGACAGAGCUGAAAGCUGUUCGUCAGUUAAAACAGGUUGCUCUCAUGCAUCUGAAAAAGCCAUUGGAUCAAAGCAUUCACAUGUGGCCGAUCAAAUGACGUUUCUUCUGAAAAUAUUUCCAAUGUCACUGAUGACAACGCAGAAGAGGACCUUGAGAGGAAACCUUUAAGUCCUACUUCUGCUAAGUCGGUGAAGA
This is a messenger RNA of Fundulus heteroclitus (mummichog), 2970 nucleotides long. RefSeq names its product nucleoporin NSP1-like. The record is from RefSeq and is a predicted model, not a curated record. Bases 16 to 2943 code for a protein of 975 amino acids. The transcript has a single exon. NCBI's taxonomy places the organism in Eukaryota, Metazoa, Chordata, Actinopteri, Cyprinodontiformes, Fundulidae.